AUGUACAUCCCGCAUCUCCUCCGUACCCUUGGUACCCUAACCCCCCUCCCGCAAACCAAUCCCCUAAUCCCCCGCGACGAAUCCCCUCCAACCUCCGCCCACAAUGCGGGAUUCUGGGAAGUACAAUUUAAUUUCUGGGGAACAAUUCUCGCAUUUCUAGUCGCCAUAGGUAUUAUCACCGGAAUCCUCACUUGGUGUUUAGUAUGUCGCGGCAAGCGAAUGCAAAAGAAACUUGCAAAAGCAAAGGAAAAGGAAUUAGAGGAGGAAGAAAGGAGGAAGAGGGAAUUGGUUGGAAGGGUUGUUGCAGGGGAUGGAGGAAGGGAGAGUGAAGUUUCUAGACCCUUGACGGCGGGGAGUGGGAGUUUAGAUGAAAAGGAAUUGGAGAUUCCGAUUCCGAUUUUCCAUUCUAGGGAUGUGCUUGCGGAUAAACGUGGAAGUACACAUACGACUAUUACGAAUGUGUAUGGAGUUCUGGGUAUGGAGUUAGGAUCUGUGGAUGGAUUUGAAUUGGGCAUUUGA
Molecule: messenger RNA, 519 nt
Organism: Sclerotinia sclerotiorum 1980 UF-70
Lineage: Eukaryota; Fungi; Ascomycota; Leotiomycetes; Helotiales; Sclerotiniaceae
Exons: 2
Coding region: 1-519 (172 amino acids)
Source: RefSeq, a predicted model, not a curated record